Molecule: messenger RNA, 2610 nt
Organism: Cotesia congregata
Lineage: Eukaryota; Metazoa; Arthropoda; Insecta; Hymenoptera; Braconidae
Source: the annotation of a GenBank genome assembly
AUGAUACUGAAGAUGGAAGACAGCAGACAUUUGACAAUUGAAGCAUUGUCUCACUACACAGAUGGCCUCAAAAUAACUCCAGACGAGACUGCUGAGAAAGCUGUUUUCUACAAAAACCGAGCAGCUGUUUAUUUGAAGCAAAAAGACUACGAAAAAGUCAUCAAAGAUUGUGAUGAAGCUUUGAAGAUAACGCCAAGUGAUCCCAAAGCAUUGUUUAGACGGUGUCAAGCUUACGAAGCUCUGGGAAAGUACGAGGAAGCUUAUCGUGAUGCACGUUUCGUUGUUAAUUCGGAUCCUUCGAACAAAGCUAUUCAGCCAAUUCUUGCACGGUUGUUUGAAAUAGUCGAGGAACGGCUCCGUCAAAAUUCACGUACCUCUGCCAAAGUCUCACAGAUGUUCGACGUCGCGUUCAGCCUGGAGACUGACAAGGAAAAGCGCGCUGCUGCUUUGAAUAAUUUGCUGGUUCUGUCUCGAGAACGUGCUGGCGCAGAAGUUAUGUUCAAAGAUGGUAUUAUUACAAAGAUACUGAAGCUCUUGAAGAUUGAUAAAAAUAAUGAUGAGAUUAUUACUUCGUGCAUAAGAAUAAUUGCUGAGUUGUGCAAAAAUAAUGUUGAACGUACUGAGAUAAACACACUGUUAUCCUGCUUGGUAUACUCCACAACAAACCGUACAAUAACAGGACUUGCCAGAGAUGCAAUUAUCGAAUUAAUAAUGCGUAACGUGCAUUACUCAGCGUUGGACUGGGCCGAGCAGUUGGUGAACAUCAGAGGUCUCCAGCGACUAAUGGAAGUAGCCAGCGAACUCGAAGAGUACAAAUACGAGUCAGCUAUGAACAUAACUGUUUCAACUCGUACAGUUGUCAGCGUUUGCCUGGCCAAAAUUUACGAGAACAUGUACUACGAUGCAGCCAAGGAAAAGUUCUGCGCCGCUAUCGACGAGUUUAUAAAAGAAAAAUUACUAGAUCCAGAAGUAGAGUCCAAAGUUCGUGUCACCGUUGCCAUAACAACCCUACUCCUAGGUCCCCUUGACGUGGGAAAUUCUAUCGUUGCCAGAGACGGAAUCCUCCAGAUGAUCCUAGUGAUGGCCAGUACCGACGACCUUUUGCAGCAGAAAGUCGCUUGCGAGUGUAUCGUAGCAGCCGCUUCUAAGAAAGACAAAGCGACUACGAUCAUCAACCAGGGUGUUAAUAUCCUAAAAAAACUGUACCAGUCCAAAGAUGACGCCAUCAGAGUCCGUGCUUUGGUUGGUCUGUGCAAACUAGGAAGCUCAAGCGGUACAGAUGCGUCAGUGAAACCAUUUGCCGAUGGAGCAACGAAGAAAUUAGCCGAAGCUUGCCGUAGAUUUUUGAUAAAUCCCAAAAAAGACAAGGACAUGCGGAAGUGGGCGGUGGAGGGUCUUUCUUACUUGACCUUUGAUGCGGAAGUAAAAGAAAAAUUAAUUGAAGACAAAGGAGCUCUCCACGCGAUGAUCGAGCUUGCUAAGUCUGGUGAUAAGUCUGUUGUCUACGGCUGCGUAACUACUCUAGUUAAUUUAUGCAACGCCUAUGACAAGCAAGAGAUUAUUCCUGAGAUGAUGGAGCUUGCUAAGUUUGCCAAGCAGCAUAUACCGGAGGAGCAUGAAUUAGAUGACCCGGACUUUGUUACUAAGCGAUUGGUUGCCCUGGCAAAAGAAGGAAUCACUACUGCGCUAGUUGCUCUGGCUAAAACAGACAGUGACAACAGCAAGGAGCUGAUAGCGCGGGUUUUCAACGCGAUUUGCUCCCAGCAAGAAGUCAGAGGCAUGGUGGUCCAGCAGGGAGGAGCCAAGGCUCUGCUGCCCUUGGCGUUAAAUGGAACCAAGAAGGGAAAGAAGCAAGCUGCUCAAGCCUUGGCCAGAAUUGGCAUCACCAUCAACCCAGAAGUCGCUUUUCCUGGUCAAAGAAUCAUGGAAGUCAUCAGACCGCUGUUGAACUUGUUGAGCCAGGACUGCUCGGCUCUGGAGAACUUUGAAGCGCUGAUGGCGCUUUGUAAUAUCGCUGGAGUCAAUGAUGCUAUCAGGAAGCACAUGCUUAAAGAAGGAGCGUACCCUAAGGUUGAGUUUUACAUGUUUGAGGAUCACUUGAUGCUCCAACGGGCUGCGGUGCAGGUUGUUAAUAAUUUGGUGAUGUGUGAAGAUGCUAUCAAACUUUUUGAAGGUGAUAAUGAUCGGGUUAAGUACUUGGUGAUUUUGUCCAGCGAUGAGGAUCAAGAAACCAGUCUUGCUGCUUCAGGAGCUCUUGCUAUGCUCACUGGGGCUAGUAAUAAAGUUUGCGAGAAGAUAUUCGACAGUCAAAAUUGGCUUGAGUCCAUUCACUUCCUUUUGGCUAAUCCCAAUUCUGAUGUUCAGCAUCGCGGGGUUGUUAUUGUGGCGAAUAUGAUUAAUAGUACGAAAGAAACUGCCGCGAAGAUUAUUGAUACGGAUAUUAUGGAGAUUCUCAUGGCGCUUAUCAAGAGCGAGGAUGUGAAAAAUAAGAAAAUUAAAGAUGUUGCGGCUACUGCGUUGGAAGCUGCUGCUAAGUGGAAACUUAUUGAGAAGAAACCUGAGGAAAUUAAUGAACCCAGCUCGGAUAAUCAUCUGGAGUCAGUUGAAUAA